Molecule: messenger RNA, 438 nt
Organism: Coprinopsis cinerea okayama7#130
Lineage: Eukaryota; Fungi; Basidiomycota; Agaricomycetes; Agaricales; Psathyrellaceae
Exons: 5
Coding region: 1-438 (145 amino acids)
Source: RefSeq, a predicted model, not a curated record
AUGAGCGUGACUGGCCAAGCCAAGCGCCCGGCGCGGGAAUCCCGCUACUACGUCGACGUUCAACAUAAAGUUCAACUUUCGUCGACUCACCAUAAGUACUGCUACGACGAGGUUCUGGGGCGAGCUCGAGUCGGUGGCAGAGCAUUCGCCAUCCCACUUCUCUCUCACCACAUCGAACAUUUCCUAAAGGAAAAAUGCCCCGAAUAUUACUGUACUGCACCAGUGGCGGGGUUCUACGGUCCUCAAAUUCUCAGGUUGGAGAAGCACUGGCAUUGUAGAAGGCAAAUCAUGGAUUUCGUGAUUUCGAGGGCUCGGGGAAACCAUAGCAAAGUAGACGAGUAUCAGCAACAGCUCAGUUUGCGGAAGGAUCGGACAUCAAGGAGCGAUGGCAAUGCGUACAGAAAGCGAGACAACAACGAAAGCGAAAAGCGAAAAUGA